AAUUUUUCUGUAGAAAAAAAUCAUCGCGAAACUAAAACACUGCGGAAGGUUAUUGCACAUUAUAAUAUAUUUUCUUGCAAUUUCCGUAGAUUAAUCAGUUUACUGUUAUAGUUUAUUGAUCUCUUAGUAGUAAAAUUAUUUAUCUUCAUUAGAAUAACUUACGUAAGCCGUUUAAUUAGAGUGCAAUAUAAAUAAUUCAGUGCAUUAGUGUGUAGACAUCGUUGCAGCUCCGCGUACUUUGAUGACACAAAGAACCUCAGAGAACCGACACAAGCCACGUUAGCCUUGACAAACCUACCACAAACCCAACCUAACGACGAAGAAAAAUAGACUAAAAUAGUCCGUAAGACUCAAAACUGCGUGUGAUAUUAAUUUUAUUUAAAAAAAAGUAUUUAUUCUGACUGCAUUUAGAAUUUAGAAUUCGCUAUUUAAAUCCACCAAUCGAAUAGAAGUAGCCAUAGACUAAGCACAGAUAAUUAAAACCAGUGAUAAAGAAGGAAAAAGGCUGGAUCAAAGGAGGCUGUAUGCGAUAAGAUCGGACAGUAAAAUGAAAGACAGUAUGAAAUCCUGCCAGCACGCGUUAUCAGACGACGUCGUGUACAAAGAAGUUGUUGUUAUCGGCAAUGGACCGAGCGGUAUGGUCACCUCGUUCAUGCUGGCUGGUAAUGUGCCCUACCUCAAGGAGAUCCCAGAUGACUUACCUAUCGAUGAAAUGCUUAGAGCCAGACUAUCAAACCUCCCCCCUGGACAGAGUUUAUAUGAGACAGACCUCUUGGAGCUGGCUGAGGGACUCGAAGGUAGAAGCCAGAACCCCAUCCCACUGCUGAUGGACAAUCUAUUGCGGCCCUGCGCAGAUAUGGGCAUACAGGCAGACCCACUCAUAGAAUGGAAAUACGAUGUCGAGAAACAGAUCGAGCACAUAGUCCUCGGUCGUGGUCCGCCAGGCGGGUCGUGGCACACGUUCCCCCCGAGCGUGCGCACGCUGUCGCCGGCCGCGUGGCUGUCCCUGCCGCCGCACGCCCCCACCGGCACCGCGCGACUCUCCGCGCGCGCCGUCGCUAAAUACUGUCGCCGAUAUGUACACGCUUGUAAACUACAGAAAUUCUUCCGUAGCGGCGUGACAGUGACGAGCGUGACUCGCAUCCCGCAGUCUGACACGCCGCGCUGUCACAACACACACUGUCCACUCAACGCACAGUUCUGUGUUCAGGGCUUCGACAACGCGUCGUGUCGUCCGUUCCGGUACGUGUGCGCGCGCGCGGUGGUGGCGGCGGGCGGCGGCGCGCGGCCGCGCACGUUGUCGCGCGCCGUCGCCGCGCACUCGCUGCACGCGCUCGCGCACUUCGAGCGCGCGCUGCACGUACUGCGCAACACUGCAGUAGACAUGUCCCCUCCCCCGCGCGUGCUGGUGGUGGGGUCCGGCGUGAGUGCGGCGGACGGCGUGUGGCUGGCGGCGCGCGCCGGCCUGCACGCCGCGCACCUGCACCGCGCGCCCGCAGACGCACUCACGCGACUCGACCCCGCCGCCUACCCCGACUACUGCCAGGUGUACAGAAUGAUGUGCGACGGUCCGUCGGGCAACCACAAGAACUACACUCCGUACCCGCACCACACCAUCGUCGACGUCACUCCCCUCGACACGCGACACACUGACGACAUCGACGACUACGCCCUCUGUCCCAAGCGGGUCAAACUACUCGACCUCAACACCAACGAGAUCACAGAAAUACAAGUCUAUGUCAUUGGCGUCUUCAUCGGCUCCAAACCGGACCUCUUCUUCUUACAAACAAACUACCUCGACUGCAUCGACAUCAAGAUAGACUGCACCAAAUGUAUCGACGAAUCUAAACCCACCAACCGCAAGAUAGAAGAGAAACAAUGCUUCCUCAAAAACCACUGGCAUUACCUCAAGUCAAUGCUCGGACAGAGCAUCCAGAGCUGCAAGUCCAGAUACUUAAAUUAUUCCGAAAUAAAUGGCAACUCUGACACAAAGUGCGUUAUACCGGACUGUAACAAGCGAACUGUUGAUAUCAAUGAGAAAAAUAAUGUGAUGGACAAAUGUGAAAUCAUUCCAUAUUCAGACGACGACAAGGUGAAAUGUACCUGCGAGACUGUUAAUCCUUACUCUUCGGGGCUAGGCUUUGGUUUGGAUCCGAAGAAGCCAGUGGACGGAAGGAGUAACCCUAUAGCUGUAGACAAGUCUUCUCACGAGAUACUGAACGGGCCGGAGGGCAUGUACGCGCUGGGUCCCCUGACUGCGGACAACUUCGUGCGCUUCAUCCCCGGCGGGGCGCUCGCCCUCGUCACUCACAUGCACCAGAACAAACACUGACUUGCCAUAACCAUUAAUGUGAUUGUAAUACUUAAUUCGUUUUUUCUUUACAAUAAAUUAUUUUUUAUACCCAGCA
Spodoptera litura is the source of this 2408-nucleotide messenger RNA. Its product is annotated as oxidative stress-induced growth inhibitor 1. NCBI's taxonomy places the organism in Eukaryota, Metazoa, Arthropoda, Insecta, Lepidoptera, Noctuidae. The record is from RefSeq and is a predicted model, not a curated record.